Messenger RNA from Phialemonium atrogriseum, 2396 nucleotides. RefSeq lists its product as uncharacterized. The coding region runs from base 146 to 2008 and encodes 620 amino acids. The transcript has 4 exons. NCBI's taxonomy places the organism in Eukaryota, Fungi, Ascomycota, Sordariomycetes, Cephalothecales, Cephalothecaceae. The record is from RefSeq and is a predicted model, not a curated record.
AAAUUUGCACUCCGCCAACCAUUGAGCCAGCCAAUCUCUCACCAUCACGGUACGGGCUUCUCUUUGGAACUGCCUACCUUAGCAGUGUGCCUACCUUAGCAGUGCUUACCUAUACUGCUCCCACAAACGGGACACGUUGUCAGCCAUGGUUACUCAUGAAUUCAAGGCGUCCAAAGGGUUCAUACCAGGGGCUUGGUUGAGGAACUACGCCAUGAAUAUGCGCUAUGUCGAGUUGUCUCACCAAUGCGGCAUCUGCGGUGAAGUGUUCAAAUCCGAUCUCGACGAGAGAUGUGUAGCCUUGCUCGGAAACCCAGCAUCAACCGCCAACUGGCUCCACACGGGGCCGUUCCGCUAUUUCGAGCACCAGGGCCGCGCUCGCGCCCUUGACGGCUGGACCCGCUGUCCCGACCCGAAUUGUCGCCAGUGCGCCAUGACGACAGAAGCAGCGACGAUACACCUCGAGUGCUUCGAGCUAUUCAGGCAGACUUACAUGCCCGUCGAUGCCCUGGACCGUCUAUGGAGAGUGGCAUGCUGGAGAAGUCCCUGGCGCGACGUAACUGCCCCAAUUGUUCUCCCCGAAGACGUCAGCGUUGGGGCACGGGCUCUAUCAACGGUAGCCGAAAAGUAUGGCUUGCCUCAGCUGAGCAGAGUGCCUCAGGAUAUAGUCUGUAAGAUUCGAGACUACUCACGGUCCGCCCUAUUCUGGCGCUUCACGGCAGCACUCGACCUUGCUGCGCGACUCCAUGCCAUGCCGACCAGCAUCGCUGUUUCCAUACCCCUCUGUGAAGUCACCGGGUGGGAACGUGGCGGCCUUGUAACUCAGUCAAAGGAUCCAGCCCGCCUCCCCGUCAUUCGCCUGACUAUCGACUCGCGCGGCAUCAGAAAGAUCGAGAGGCUACCAUCCGGCCAACCCCAGUACAGCAGAUGGAGGGUUGACAAUAUGGUGUUCGUUAUCAAGGAUGAAUCUUGCUUUGUUAAUAUCAUUGCACGUUUCCAGGACGACCAAUUACGUCUAGAGCUGCCCGAAUAUCAUGAGGGCCUUCAGACAUGGGACACUCCGACUCCGCCUCCUUUUCUUCCAGACGACCGCCUUGCCUCUGAGGGUAACCUUUAUGGAAGUGUAACGCCUUCAACUCGCUUCUGCACCAUCGAUAUGACCUCGAUAACGGGCCUCACAUUCCUCUUCGACGCAGGCAGGUUUAUUGCCAUUCACGCCCAUACAGCCGUGAUGCCUUACGCAAUACCGGCCGGCAGGUUCUUUUCCGAAGAGGAUCCAGACAAAAAAUCCUGGGUCUAUGUUCCUAUACCAGCGAAUGACCAGGUCCUGGCUCUUGGCCUCCGAGGGCAGCGACAGGUUGGCGACAACAUAGAGUGGAAUUGUAUCCUGCUUCGUACAAAACUCGCUGGCGAAUUUUCCAUUGGGGUUUGGCUGCCCUUUGAUAACUGCGUCACUUGCACCUUCCUCAACUCUCCGACGACUUUGGUAUAUGGUUUGGGGGAGCGUCUGGAUGUCUCUUCCAUAGGUGUCUACCCAAAAACCGUAUCCAAGGACUGUGAAGAUACAGACAUGGGCUUCCGUAUCUCUGGCCCUCAGUCCUGGCCAUUCGAAGAUCCAACCGACCGCUGCGACACGAAGUUCUCAUCGGCUCCAUUGCAGAACAUCAUUCUCGCCAAGGUGUUCCACCGGAAGGGAGAUCCCCACUGCAGGGGGCUGGUAUUCGAGUACGAAAACGGUGCUCAGCGUGCGCUUGGGGACUGCCGCUUGGGUCGCGACCCGUACCAAGUUUAUCAAGAACCACGGUUCUUGUGCACUCAUCAACAGGGAUGCCAACAAGCCCUCGAGGAUGAGGAUAUCCUCAUAGUCAGGGUCCAGUUCGCCAGCGAUUCCGAGCACAUCCACGAGGACCAGGGCUGGCAGUGCCAUGGAAUGACUGGUACUCUCCGUUGCUGGUUUACACACGAACAGUUCUAUCUAGAAAUUUGCGAGGAGGAUAACAGCGGGGAAUGAUAACAUCCGCGGUUCUCUCGUCGUCUCCACGUGGGCCAGAGGCGAGGGCAGCCUGCCCAAAUCGCGAGAGGGAUGAGCUGUUUUCGGGGCGACCGAUGCAGGUCCAGGUGAGAGGGAUCAAGGGGUGGACCUGCCUUGAUUCGUGCCAACACAAAAUGUUUAAACAGGCCGACUAGACAUGGACUAGACACGUUGCAUUGAGCUACCUGCCAGCCUGAUUGUAUACAAACCCCCAAACGUUCUAAACAUGACGCCGUAAACCCCCCCCAGCCAACCCCCUCCCCCGAAACCAGCCUCACGCCGGCGGCGGCACCACCACCACCGGCUUCUGCGCCUCCUUGAUCCUCUCCUGCUGCUCAGCCGGCGACAGUGCCUUGAACGCCUCAAC